AUGGAUGCUUCGCCUCCCUUAUGGUCGUCGCCGAAAGGCGUUGCAGAGGGAUCUUCAACGGAUGUCCCACAGCACACGAAAAGUGCGGGGGAAGGAACGGCUUCGAUGCCGCGAGGGCAGGCGACCGCCUACGCGCGGCACCCUGCUCUGUCCACCACGGCUCCGUCGUCUUCCAAUGGCGAAACGCUGCUGCUGCAUACAAGCGAUGCUGCAGACCUGACAUUGAACACCGUUCACGCACCGGCUUUUGGGGACGGACCCACCACCUCCAUCGAACUCUCGCCUUCGCCCAGUGCAGACGACUCCUUUCCAAGGAUGGAGGAUGAAGCGAUGUCUACGCCUUCACCCACGGCAUCGGAGAUUCACGUCGACGAGGUUGCGGAUUUAGAGGAGGCAAACGCUGCUGUGGAAGCUGCGCUGCUCAACACGCGAGAUGUGUGGACACGUCAAGUGCACGUCGGCUCUUGUUCUUCUUCUUCUCCGGGUGGAAGCAUCAAAACGAAAAGCGACGUGUUGUCCAACGCAGCAACCUAUGUGAUUGCGCAAGCGCUCUACCGAGCCUCUUUGCUGCGGCGCUGCAUCGAAAAAUGGCAGUCCCAGCAAGAGCGGCAUCGACACCAGCGUCAGCAUCGUGAGCUCUUCGCAGAGGGCUAUUACCAACACAACCUGCGCUAUCUGAUGUUUCGAGCGUGGCAAUGGCGAUACGCGAGUGUCAGACGACGUGCGGAGGCGACGCAGCGAGCCGCCGAGCUCCGUCGACGAACUCUGUGCCAGCGUGCAUUCCACACAUGGCGUGAGUGGAGGCAGCGGCAGCAGUUCUAUCGGCGUCUUGUGCAGGCGCUGCAGCUCGAAGGCCGGGCGGUGCUGCGAGAAGAUUACGUUGAAAAAUGGAGGCGGUGGUGUGUAAGGCGGUCACAGGCAAGGGCGCUGGAGAGGGCGACUCUUCAGCAGACAAGAGGACGUUACGUGGAGCGGUGGCGCAUGGUUGUGUCUGAACGCAAACGAAGACGCCUUCUUGUGCAGGUGAUAUCGUCGCACUCACCAGCAGCCUGGGCAGCGUCAACAGAGGUGUCUACGCGGGAGCUGCUGUGGCGGUAUAGCUGGAUCCAAUGGCUGCGGGUCACCAUGCAGCGCCGUGCGGCCCGACUGCAGUACCGUGAAGACUGCACGCGCGUGUUAUCAGCACAUACAACGAAGACACACCUGCGGUGCUGUUACACGAAAUGGCUGCAAGCUACCUUUGCGAGUUUACAGAGCCGGCAGAUGGCGAAGACGCUGGCGGUGCGUUCCUUCCAAAGGUGGUGCCCGAUGGGGACGCGCUGUCUGAAGGGAAACGCGUGGGUCCGUGACGUGCUGCACCCCCGUGUACUACACCGCUGUUUCCAGCAGUGGCGUGACCGUUGCCAUGCCCGCGCCACGCAGCGCCAUAGGAUGCAGCUCGCUGACACCUUCACAAGCUCCGUGAUGAACCCGCAUGCGGCGCAACGGCUUUUUCAGUUGUGGCACCGACGGUGGUCCUAUCAGGAACGAACGCGUCGCAUGCGGCGAGUGGCGGAGUCGUACGCACGGCCAGCGCUCUUGCGGCACCUCUUCAUGCGUCGGGUCACCGAUGGAGUGCUGAGUUCGGCCGUGGACCCAGACGACGUGGCUGCCGAUGUUGCGUUGUGGCCAGGCGAUAGUGGCAAUGGAAUAGGCUGCCUUUCGAAGGAGCUGCCCGACUCAGAGGGACAGCAAACGAAGCUAGUACAUUAUAAUGAACUCCAGCAACGUCCUUCACAACGCUCAUCGCUUUCUCCCGCAGCCCCUUCGCUCGCGCUCGCAUCCAUGAAGCCUCCCAUACCACUCUGUCCGUUACGUGCGAAGCCACGCGAGGCGGGCACACCAACGGGCGAAGCAUCUAAGGAGAGCAGAGCAGCUACAGAUGCAUCACCGGCACAACGCACCAUUGCGUUGGCAGCGGCACCUUCCACCUUUCCUGCUGCACAGCCUCCACGGACGCCAACGGUGCCUGCGGCGUCAUCUCCAUUUAAAUCUCCCCCGCCGCCGCUGCCGCCGCCUUCGUACGAAGAGGCGAUGCGACGGACUCCUGCAACGACAUCCGAUGCAAACGCCUCACCAACCCAAACGCCGCGAACUGCACGUCUGGACGUCGGCGUGGGCACCGAGGCGACGGCAGGCACAACUUUCGGCCCAGCUAUGUGUGGCACGCUUCACGAGAGUAAAUGGAAUAAGCACGUCAACGCGGACGGUGGGGCUUCCGCUGCCUCCCCACCGCCGCCGCCGCCGCUGGCUCAGCCGCUCUCGAUGACGGAGAUGGAGCUGCCCGCUGCGCCUUCCGUGCCACCUUCGUACCCUCCGCAUUCCCUCUCGUCCGCGGCGCCUCCGUGUUGGUGGCCUCCGCUGCAUCCACCACUCGCUUCGUUGUGGCCCGUCAUUCCAGCCCUGCCGUGCGGCGUAGUCGCCUCGCAGGCCAGCAGCGUCAAUGGAGGGGACCCUCAGGGAGUCGGCGCGCCUUUACUGACGUGCGCCGCUACUGCUGCUGCUGCAGUAGCAGCGAAUGCCCCCGCCACGCCGCUCUUUACGACUGCCCGGCCAACAGAAGGACCGCACAGGCCACCUGCGUGGCCGCGGAAUGCGGUCUACCCUCCCCUCCGCGCAGAUGCCCAUCUCGCGGGCUGUGCUCCUCCAUUGGCACCGAUGCCAAUGAACGGUGGCGCACCGCUCACCCCGCCUCCGCGGACGCACGACGGCGUUCACCUCCAUCGCCACGCGGAUCCUUUUGCUCCUUUGCCCCCCUCUCCGCCAGAAGUUCAGGACAACAGCUUGACGAGGUACGGUGCAGAAGGUGCAUGGAAACGAAAAAGAAAGAGGGCGAGGCGGACUGCGUGGCUAGUGGAAUCGGCGAGGAAGCCAGUCGUGGCGAGCGUGCAACAUCGUCCUCACAGCUGUGUUGUGCCUCUGCCGUCGCCAGCGCCACUGCCCAUCGUGGAAGGUCGCACACCAGCCCCCUUCGCCACGGCGCCAGAAGCGAGCAACGCAGCCAAACAGCCGUUGCGAGGCCACACGACAGCCGUCGAUGCGCCACACGAGAGCGGGACCUCAUCUUCCACGUCUUCCUCGUCGUCGGAUGCGCUUUGCAGCACCGCUGCAGCUGCGUUACCGGAGUCUCUGCUACCGCAAUCGAUCGACGCUGCGGCUCUGCGUGCCACCGUACGCGACGUUCUCGACGAUUACAAUAAACGGACGCGGCUGCUUCCUGCAGAGAAGGCGGAACUGGCGACCAUUUCUUCUCGAAUCGAGCUGGCGAGACAGCUUGGUAUUGCUACAGAGCACGGCGAGGACGGGUUGCGGAAGCGGCAGCGGUACCUGCAAACGCGCAUUCUGGCGUGGCAGCAGACGCGAGCGCAGGUGGCGCAGCUUACCGCACUGCUGGAGGAAAAGGUGCGUGUGAAACAGUCUUCCGCGGCGUCUCAGAUCGGCAGUGAGUGA
This is a messenger RNA of Leptomonas pyrrhocoris, 3489 nucleotides long. RefSeq lists its product as hypothetical. The transcript has a single exon. The record is from RefSeq and is a predicted model, not a curated record. Bases 1 to 3489 code for a protein of 1162 amino acids. Lineage: Eukaryota; Euglenozoa; Kinetoplastea; Trypanosomatida; Trypanosomatidae.